Messenger RNA from Rotaria sp. Silwood1, 1435 nucleotides. The record is from the annotation of a GenBank genome assembly. Lineage: Eukaryota; Metazoa; Rotifera; Eurotatoria; Philodinida; Philodinidae.
CACCCACACCCACACCCACACACCCACACCCACACCCACACCCACACCCACACCCACACCCACACCCACACCCACACCCACACCCACACCCACACCCUUAUGGUAAGCAGCAAAAUGCUCCGAGAACUCAUAUUUGCUCAAUGUAUUAAUAAUACUCAAACUUAAUAAGUACUGUGAAAGUAAUUUUGUACACUUCAUUACUUGUUUAGUUAUAUAGUUUACUGAAAGACAAAAAAAUGCAUUUUUUACAUUAGAACUCUAUUAAACGAUGUUAUAUUAAGCGUAUAAAAAGUUUUAAAUCUAUUGGAAAUAUUGAAUUCACUCGAAGUUAUCAAGCUCUAUUUCUCAUGUUUUUCAAUUAUCGGAUACUCUUAUGGAGUAUUCAAAAGUCAUUUGAAAAAUGUUGAUAUUUUUUGAAGUCUUGAAAUUUGAUGUUUCUUAUUUUUAUCUGCCAUCUUCCUCAUUAAAACUUGAAAUAGAUUACAGAAGAUUUCAAUUUUUCCCCUAGAUUAUCGAUGAAGAAGAAGAAUUAAAUAAAGCAGAUAGCCCAUUCAAACGAGAAUUACAAGCUAUUUACAAUAAAUGUUUGGAAGCUUGCAUUAAAAAUUAUGGUAAUCUUUCGUCAUCGGACAAAGCGCUCAAAGGAAUUCGACAAUGGUUGUCAUUUAUAAAUCAACGUUGUAUUCCAACAAUUCCUAUUUGGUCAAAUCUUUUGUUAUGCAACUUGUCACGUCAUGGUACAUCUGCUAUUCGUGCAUACAAUAAUUUACUUCUAUCAUCUCAUGAUCAACGUACUAAUGCAAUAUCGGAACGACGCAUGUCUAUUGCGAAGCGAACACAACUUGGAAUAGAGAUCCGAAUUCGAUCCGAUAUUGUACUUGAUAUACUUAUUAAUGAUAUGCAAAAAAUGGUUGAAAAAUUCUCCAUAUCACUCAUGGGUACAAUUUUUCAAGAUACUGGUGGUAAAGCAAAUUCUCAACAGUUGAAAGUUGUUCAAGAACGCUGGCGACAAUCUAAUCGUCGUGGACACGGACAUUAUGCAAAAACACCGGAAACAUCAAUCAUGAAUAAUUUAAAGAAUGCAUUGAUUAUAUCUACAUCAAACAUUAAUGAUAGUGUUAUUUUGCCACAACUUUCUGUACCAAAUUGGCUUAAUGUAUCCAUUGGACUUUUACUAUCUAUGAAAAUAAUUCGUGAAACACCUCCAUCAUCACCAAUGAAAACGCCCUUACUCAUCGAUAUACUCUCAUUUAUUAAAAAUUGGAUAUCUGCUUCAAACCGUCUUAAACCACCUAAAAAAACAAGUGUUGAACUAACUAAAUUGUUGACCACUCAAUUCCACAUACCUGUUAAUUUUCCGACUGAUGUAAGUGAACAAUUAUCAUUUAUUAUUCAUAAUAUUCUUCUUCCGAUCAUUUCUUAUUCAAUGUGUUAA